This is a messenger RNA of Penicillium soppii, 2556 nucleotides long. RefSeq names its product putative RSC complex subunit (RSC1). NCBI's taxonomy places the organism in Eukaryota, Fungi, Ascomycota, Eurotiomycetes, Eurotiales, Aspergillaceae. The coding region runs from base 1 to 2556 and encodes 851 amino acids. The transcript has 5 exons. Gene Ontology annotation, cellular component: RSC-type complex. Gene Ontology annotation, molecular function: chromatin binding; protein binding. Gene Ontology annotation, biological process: chromatin remodeling. The record is from RefSeq and is a predicted model, not a curated record.
AUGGAGUCGUCCGAGCAAGGUUCACAACCCCCGCGUGAGGAGCCCGUCAAUUCCAUCGAGAAUGAUGGGUCGAUCACUCCCGAAACAUGGAAAUUGAUGAUGGACGUGGUCAUGGCUAUCUAUGACUAUCGCGAAGAAGAUGGCCAUGAUCCGUCGCGAUUGUUCCAUCGCAGCGUCAACAAACGUUAUGUCCCCGACUACUACGAUAUCAUUAAGGAGCCAAUGGCUCUUAGUAUUCUGAAGGCCCGCAUAAAUAAGAGGGAAUACAAGCAAUUCUCCGAAUUUGUCCAUGAUUGCGCCUUGAUCCCGCACAAUGCGCAAACAUACAAUCGGCCCAAAUCGCAAGCCUACGAAGACGCGCUUGUCGUCAAGGAGGUUUUCGCCUCCGAGUUUAGAAAGCUAGCAGCCCGGGGCGCAAUUCCCGCCGAGGAGGCAGAGCUUCCCGAUCUAGGAGAGAUUCCAGAGGCCGAUCCCUUGCCUGAUGAUGACGAAGAAGAGGAGGAAGAGGAAGAAGACGAUGAGGAGGAUUCUGAAGAUGAGGGACGACGCAGAAAGAAGCCUGGUCCUAAGCCUGGCUUCAAGCGUGGAAUGGCCCCAAAGAACGAACCCGAUCUUCGCAGAAAACGAGGUCGCCCUCCACGCGUGGACACACCUAUGGAAACCCGUAUCAAGACCAUCUUGAAGGGAAUUCGGAAGUUCAAGGGUGCUGGCGGACAUUUAAAAAUCACCCACUUUGAAAGACUUCCCGACAAAGCGACUUACCCGGACUAUUAUAUGGAGAUCAAGGAGCCUAUCGCCAUUGACAUUAUCAAGCGCAAGUCCAAGCGCAAGAAGUACAACUCUGUCGAUCAUUUCAUGCGCGACCUCGAUGUCAUGUUCGAAAAUGCGAAGGCUUACAACCAGUCUGAUAGCCAGAUCUUCAAGGAUGCUGUCGACCUGCAGACUGAAUCACGAAAGUUGGCCGAUGCAGAGAAGAAGAAGCCUGAUAGUGAGUUCCUGAUGGAAGAUGGGCGUUUCCCACUCCCUGAUGGUAUCCUCCAUCGUGGUGAGCUAUGGAAAGUUGGCGACUGGGUUCACAUUCAAAACCAAAAUGAUGUGACCAAGCCAAUUGUCGCACAAAUCUACCGGACCUGGCAAGACUCAGAUGGGGAGAAGUGGAUCAACGCAUGCUGGUACUACCGACCAGAGCAAACAGUGCAUCACUUUGAAAAACACUUUUACCCCAAUGAAGUUGUGAAGACCGGCCAAUACCGAGACCACCGAAUUGAUGAGAUUGUGGAACGUUGCUUCGUUAUGUUUUUCACUCGUUACAGCCGUGGUCGCCCCAGAGACCUUGCGCCUGACAAGGAAAUCUACGUUUGUGAGGCACGCUACAAUGAGGAGAAACACAAAUUGAACAAGAUCAAAACCUGGGCCAGCUGUUUGCCAGAUGAAGUUCGAGAGAAGGACUACGAAAUGGACCUCUUUGAUUUGCCGCGCAAGAUAAAAAAGAUCCCUAGUCCAAUCAAGGACCUUCUCAAAGAGGAUUCCAAGGAAACCGAUGACCUUCCCCGUCCGACAUGGGGAGCCGACAACGCACCCCCUGUCGUCGGCGCUGUUCAUCGCCGCCCGCGAGAUGAAAAUGAAUCUCCACCCCCCGAACCAACACCAUCCCCUCCCCCUGUUUUGCCCCAGUCCGUAGCACCCCGUCAGUCAAUGGGCCAGCCAAUCCCCAUCACAGCCAUGAGCCCUGGCACAAAUACCCUUCAGACGCGGCCACCCGCACCCCCAAUCACAAUCCAAAACUCCCCGCCUCCAACCAACUCACCAGCCUACAAUGCCCAGAUGGCCCACGCCCAGCUAUACCAACAAUCUCUCCAACGGCGUGCAAGCAACUUCGCCACACCCCAGACACCAGCAGGCGCCUACCAGCCCUCGCCAGCACCACAGGCAUACCCAGUCCAGCAAACUCCUUAUAGCGGCUACCCUGGGAACCGUAUGACAGCCCCGCCAGCAGUGUACAAUCCCAACGCCCCGCGCCCAGUUGAAGUGUUCCAUUUAAGCGACGUAGCCAACGCCGCAAUCCCGGAAGAUAUCCGCAAGCAAUUCCACUGUGACGACAAUGGCCAUGUCCUAUUCUUCUCUGCCCCGCCGGUGGAUUAUAUUCCGUCCUCAACACAGAAGCUUGGCCAUUCCCUUAAGUAUCUUGCUGCUAAGGAGGAGCGCCAAAUCAAGGUUGAAGAGCGGAAACGCAAGCUCGCAGACGACAAGAAAGAGCGCGAUGAUGCUGCUAAGCGCCUCUGUGCUGAUCAAGAUUCUGUUUUUGCUGCUCGUGUCGAAAAACUUGCUGGCAGGGCUGUUGAGACUCUUAUCCAGAAGGUUGUCACUGGUACUGGAGAUCUGUAUGGUUCUCUCCGCAGUGGCCAGAAAAAUGGUGCUCUCGACCUUGGUGCUAUGCAUGAGCGUGGCCUCUUGGCUAGUCGUGCCAAGAAACAGACUCAACAGAUUCAGGAUCAGUCGGCGACUGAGGGCUUGGUCAAUCUUAAAGGUACAGCUGUGUAUUUGGAUGAGGCUUAG